Molecule: messenger RNA, 1436 nt
Organism: Chelmon rostratus (copperband butterflyfish)
Lineage: Eukaryota; Metazoa; Chordata; Actinopteri; Chaetodontiformes; Chaetodontidae
Product: cytochrome c oxidase assembly protein COX20, mitochondrial
Exons: 4
Coding region: 106-459 (117 amino acids)
Biological process (GO): mitochondrial respiratory chain complex IV assembly
Cellular component (GO): mitochondrial inner membrane; mitochondrion
Source: RefSeq, a predicted model, not a curated record
AGCGCAUGCGUAAAGGACAAUAUGGUUACGGAAAUAAUUGUUAUAUGAGGAUUUUGUAAGAUAAAUUGCGUGCAAACGUUGCCCGCGGAGAGACACAGCUGGACAAUGGCAGGAGAAGAGGAGUCGAAGAACAAGGGAUUCAGGCAGUUUGGGAUUCUGGAUGUCCAGAAAAUUCCGUGUUUCAGAGAUGCCAUCCUGCAUGGAGCAGGGGGCUCGUUAACUGCUGGCUUGCUUCACUUUCUGGCCACUAGUCGGGUGAAGAGGUCUUUUGACGUGGGAUUUGCCGGUUUUAUGCUCACCACACUGGGGUCCUGGUUUUACUGCAGGAUUAACAACGCUAAGCUUCGUGUGCAGCAGAGGAAGAUCCAGGACAGCGUGAAGAACAUGGUGGUGUAUGAAGGGACCGUUCUGGACCCCACCAAGAAACGUGCUGCAGAAACACCAUCAGGCCCCUCAUGACCCCCCAAAGUUCCUACAAAGCCUCAGUAUCCAUGUUGGGAUUUUUUUUUUUUUUUUUCCUCAAGAAUGACUUUGGCUGCAGAAAUGAUGGAAGGAGAGGAAGCUGUUAUGCUUUUGUUUUUUUUCGUUCAACAACUCAAGUUAAAAUCUGAAGUAUUUCCACUGCAGGAACUUUCCCCAGUAACUAGUGUGUUUCCACUGCAGGGACUAAGGCCUAAUCAAGCUCCGGCUGCUGAGUGCCUGCUCAGGGGGCGUACUUUCCAAAACAGAACUGGAAUUUGGGGGUGGGGCAGCACUGAAUGUUGAUUAGUCGAGUACUUGCAUCAUUUUAUUUAAUCCACCAUUUUCAGAAAACGUGCAGCUGCAAAGCAGUUUGUUUUUAUGUUCCUUGUGUUCUGCCACAGCAGCAUGGAGUUAGAGAAGAAAUGCUUUUGAAAGAUGAACCGACGACAACGUCUUGUUUUAUAGUCGUGCCCAAAAUGGUGUGUAAGAACAGCGGUUGCUUUGUCAUUCUUCGGCAGACUAAUUUGCCAUCACAAUCUUCUCUGGUCUUUAGAAGGCACCAAUGGACUGAAGGGACCUUUUCGUUCACUGAAAAGUAGUUCCUGGGUCUAAAAGUUCUGGAAUACGUGGCUUUAGAUCUCAAAUUCCAAGCUGUUCUUCAGAGGAUCCUAAAGGUUUAAAUUUAAUAUUAUCUGACUGAUGUUCCACCACUCCCUGAAACAAACAACAUGCUGUGAAUUCAGAGAGUCCUCUCUGCCACGCAUACCAACCUACCACUAACGUUUUCUUUUAUUUGAGAAAGUCUACACACCUGCUGUGACAUCACUGAUUAGGGCGUGACCUAAAGUGUAACAUGCAGCUCUCUGUGAUCGACGGUUAAACCAGACUUUAAAUUCACCUGAAAUCUGACUGUUCUAUCAUUAGUAUUUAAGAGUUUAAGAGUAUGUCAAAUAAAUUAUGUACUGAUGUAGCAA